AUGAAGAACGUGUCUAAUCCACAGGAGUCGGAGCGCCCGGCAGAUACUGAGGGAGUCUGCUAUGCAGACGACGAGGGAUCAGGUUCGGAGAUUUCGGAUUCUUCUGACUUGGUACCGAUGUCUGUAGCACUCAGGUUACUGGAUGAAGUCCGGCCCCUGUUGCAUUUCAGGGUUCAUCGUGAACACAGUCCAUCUCUAACUGCAUCGGGUGAGUCUGAUGGUUGGACCGACAGCUCUCAUUUUCUUUGGGCAAUGUGUGCCACUCUCGCAGAUGGAGAUGCCGACCCAGAAUGGACGCUUGCAUUCGAAAAGUGGCGAUUCCAGUGGAAAAGAAUCCAAAAGCAGGUGAAAUCGUAUGGGUAUACCCAUUUCUCUUCGGUUAUUCCUCCUGCACCGGUCAAUCUUGCCACAGUCCGAUUCUUGGCAUCCCAGCCCAGGGAAUUUGAGAUCGAACAACAGGACCCAGAUGGUGUCUCUGAUCACCAGGAUAUCUGGACCUUGUGGCGAAAUAUCAUCGAGGUGCCUGCGGAUCAAGUCACCGAUAUCGAGGUUUGUCUCAAAGAUACUGGGAAACUUGUUGGCUCCCAGUGA
Molecule: messenger RNA, 591 nt
Organism: Penicillium paradoxum
Lineage: Eukaryota; Fungi; Ascomycota; Eurotiomycetes; Eurotiales; Aspergillaceae
Exons: 1
Coding region: 1-591 (196 amino acids)
Source: RefSeq, a predicted model, not a curated record